Paramecium pentaurelia is the source of this 1038-nucleotide messenger RNA. NCBI's taxonomy places the organism in Eukaryota, Ciliophora, Oligohymenophorea, Peniculida, Parameciidae. The record is from the annotation of a GenBank genome assembly.
UAUGAAAACAAUUUUUUUUGGGAGUGGUUUAUUUCCAUUACCUAUAUUUUAAAGGCUUCAUAAAUUAAUAGCAAUAGAUCCAAAAGUGAGUUUGAUAACAGUGCCAAAUCAUUCACAUAAAGAGAAAAACUAAAUUAAAGACUAUGCUACCUAAUAACAAUUUAGUAAAUGUUUUGAAAAUAAAAAGAAAUUUAUUAACCAAAUUUGUCAGAUAAGAGUAAUAACUUUGUUUAGGAAAUAUAAGAUAAACCUGAUCUUGGAAUAGUUUGUAAUUAUGGAUACAUGAUACCAAAUCAUAUUAUCGAUAUUUUUAAUAAGGGAGUUUAUGUGAUUCAUCCUUCUUUAUUGCCAAAGUAUAGAGGAGCUGCUCCAAUAUAAAGGGCUAUUAUGAAUGAUGAAUAGAAAACUGGUGUGUCAUUUAUUGAGAUUUCAAAAAAUAAGUAGAUAUUAAUCAAUAUUUAGAGAUUUGAUGCAGGUGCAAUUCUGUUAAGAAAAGAAAUUGAUAUACUUGCAGUUGAUAGAUAUAAAGAAUUAUCAUAGAAAUUAUCAUAAUUGACAGCUGAUUCAAUAGAGGAAUUUAUUAAUAAUAUUGAUAAAUAUGAGAGAUUGAGUCAGAAUGCCAGUGAGACAACUAAAGCACCUAAGAUUACUCAUGAUGAUUUAAAGGUGGAUUUUAGUAAUACAGCGAAUAAGAUUUAUAAUUAAUAUAGAGGGAUUUAUGGAACAAAUUUCCAUAGUUUAAAAUUGAAAUAUUAGGAAAGAGAAUUCUAUUUAGAGAAUAUUACUUUGGUUAAUGACUUAGAAAUAGAACAUUUAAAAUAGUUUAAUACAGCUGAGAAUGGCACAUUAUGGUUAAUAAAGAACAAACAAUUCAAAAACUAUUUCUAUAUAAAAUGUAAUGAGAAUAGUUGGAUACGAGUCUAAGAAUAUAGAUUUACAGAUAGAGGUAGUAGUUAAGCAGCUUAUACAUUUAAAAAUCAAUUCAUGAUGGAUUUCAAAUUCGAUAGUUUGGAUAACCAUUACAAGUUAAGUUAUUGA